AUGGGGGUUGAUACGCUUUCUCCAAUUGCGCCAGUGCGCUUUCGAGCGUUACUCCUUCCGAUUGGAAAAAUCAAGCGGACGCGCUUCUUGAGCUUUGCUUCAAGACUCCAAGCUGAAAAUGUGGUGCGGUUGGGGGACAUUAGUCCCGAUUCUCGACCAAAUCGAAACAUGUUCUCGCCGCUCGCCUUUCCUACCGGAUUGAUACUCUACGACUUGUCCUUCUCCGUUCCCCCGACGUCCCACCUGGAACUCUUCCCAUUUGAAAUGUACCGAGAGCCGUUGGUCGUGAUUGCGAUUGCGGACGGAAAAGAGCUAUCUGAAACCACCGAUACAGCGUUAAAAUAUCCUGCGCCACAGGAAUUGGACCAGCUGCGAGGGGAGCUGGAAACGUUAAAGGAGAGCCAUCCGCGGGCGUUGGUAAAUCAGCUCCUGGUCUUCGAUUAUGAUGGUCUUGAUAGCAUCACCAAUGGUCCAGAGAAUGUUCUCUGGGUUCCUCGACCCGAGGUCUCCAAGGCGACCACCAUGAAAACAGUCCUGUGUGAUGUGACCUCGGUCUUGCUGUCAGAGUUGGAUCAAUUUGCGAAAACCAUCCAAAGCAUUCCGUCUAUAGAUUCUCCCCGAGCCUCAUCGUGGGGUCCGACUCGACAACCAGAGCUGCGAUCGCGAUUAGUGGAUCGAGUGCUGAACAGAAUGACUCUUCCGGCGCAGCUACCAUCCAAUCCGAAUGGGUCGUUACCAGAGACUGUGUUGAGUUCCAAAACUACAUCACCCGCGCCAUCUGAACAUGAAACCCCCACCACUUUUGACGAAAUCACUCGAUCUAUACACUCGACAAGAACAAAUUCUGGAGGAAGAAGCCCUUCAAUAGCGUCCCCGAAAGAGCACAGUCGUGAUCGCAUGUCUGUGAGUGGUCUUAGUGCCACUGACAGGACCAAAAACCGCAUCAAGGGCAGGUCUGGAGUAGUGAUUGGCACGCUAUUUCUACAGGCAGGGAGAUGGCCAGACGCCCUCAAAGAAUUGAAUGAAGCCGCGAACAAUGCCCGGGCCGCCAGCGACUACGUUUGGCAUGCAAAGGCAUUGGAGAACAUUCUUCUCUGUCUGGUGAUGCUGGCAUGGGCUGGCAUGGAUUUCUCGAUUCCAUCCGUACUGUAUCCAGUUGCUGAAAAGGCCUCGAGAGCUGUAAAAGAGGCUCUCCAGGGCCCAUCCGCAGCUGGCAAUCGUCUUGUCUCCCUUCAGAAUCUGACCAACCUACUACCUGAUCUUUCAAACAACAUUGUGAAUCUUUACAUUCGGGCCGCUAAUGUGACAGACGAGCCCCUGCCUCAGCUCGUAUUUUCUGAAACAGUGAUUCGACUGUCUAGGUUGAUGGUGUCGGCCCGCGUUCGGGACGGCGGGCUGGACGACAAUGCCUUGAAGCAUAUUGUCAUGAACGAGCCUCUACUUCCCUUGCUUCAACCGGAACUUCCACGCGGCACUAUGUUGCUGCGCAAGUCUGACAUCGCCAAUUUCCUCUACCGGGCUCUGCCUCUUGCCUCUGAAGCUGAUCUGCCUGCAACCGAUGCCGUUCCUAUAAUCGCUGGCAUUAUUUCGGUUCUUAACACUCUCGAUCUACCCCGUAAAAAGGCCUUUGUCCUGCGCGAACUUCUUGCUGUGAUCGUACCGAGCCUUAUACAGGCUCGAAAAUUGGGUGCUGCCGAGGCCGGAAUUCAUCCGGCUGCUGGGUUGGGCUCUCUCAGCGAUACGUCAUUUGAUGUCAACGCGCUAGACAUAGGACACGGGAACAUGGAGAAGAGCAUCCGCCUUCUUCUGGCUUCGAUUGGUGAAAUCUACGGUGCCCAGCCAUCGGCAUCUCAUGAGUGGCAGAAGCGUCAGAGUCGUAUGUCUACCUCUGACGGUGGGAGAGAACUACCUGCCUAUGACUCCCUUUCAAGCAUUGCAGAGCGGACCUUCCGACAUAUUGCCCUUGAUCAAUAUGGUGACCUCAACUUGAAGGUUGACGUUCUAAAGGCAUGUAUUAAUUGCUGUGAGGCGCUCCCUGAUUUCAGUGGCGUUCUGCGUUUCACGGUUGAACUACUGCAAACGAUACGGGGAGAUUUGAUGCUUAGUGAAGGCGAAAGGAUACCACCGCGCUUGCCUCGCGACGACCAGGUUCGUUUGUUGAAUAAUAUCAAGCGCACCGUCGAGGCUGGCAAUCGACUCGGUGCAACAACCAUGACCGCCGAGUAUUGGGAUGAUUUCCUAGUUCGCGAUGUGCAAUUGUUGCCCUUGCCGGAUGCGCGGCGGCCCGUUCGUCGAUCAAAGACAGAACUUGACGCAGUCACAACUGAUUCAGAGAAGGCGAAGAAAGAUCCCUUCUUGUAUAAUCCUUUCGCCAAGCCGAGCAGCAAGACGCUGGAAAUUUUAACUGUCACGGACGAGCCUGCGUCAUUCCGAGUGACACUUCAAAAUCCCUACGAGUUUGAGGUCGAGAUCGAGUCAUUGCGUCUUGAAAGUGAAGGGCUCAGGUUUGUCGCUGAAGCGGAGAAUAUCUUCCUUGGGCCCCUUGCUCUGCAGGACGUCCUCAUUUUAGGUACCGCUUACGAAGAGGGAAGUCUCAGCAUCUCCGGUUGCUCAGUGAAGAUUCGGCAUUGCCGAGAGCGAAAGUUCCCCAUCUUCAAAGCACUAUGGAGGCCUCUUCCUGAGGUCAAGUUCAAGAGGACAGGACUCUCUGCAAAGGAGCCUCCGAAUGAUCGCCCGCUCUCAUGGAGCUCAAUCACAUCAAAGGACGGAAAGAUGUCUACGAAAAAGGGCCCUGAAACCGAAACUUGUCAGGUCAAGGUCAUUGGUAGACAACCAUCCUUGGUCAUCGAAUCGAUGUCGCUUUCGCAGUCAGCAAUCAUGCUCCUCGAAGGCGAGAUCAAAACUUUCUCAAUUACACUCCAAAAUACGUCCACUUGCCCCGUGGACUUCGUUUUGUUUACAUUCCAAGACUCAACUACUCGUCAACUUCAAUCGGCAUUGACGAACAAAAAUCUACUUCCGGUUGAAAUUUACGAGUUAGAGCUUAAACUCGCGACUCAGCCAGCCUUAAGAUGGCGUCGUGAGGGCCCACAGUCUGAUAGUUGUUAUAUCCCCGCCGGGGAGAAAGCGACAUUCAACGUGGACGUUCUAGGGAAACCUGGUCUGCAAGACACGACAGUCCAGAUUGACUACUCAUACGUGAAGAAAGAGCGAGAUCAGUUGCCUGAAGUAUUUUACACGCGGCAGCUAUUUGUGCCCUUAACAGUGACCGUCAACGCGAGUAUAGAGGUUGCACGCUGUGACAUUCUACCCUUUGGAGGGGAUUUCGCAUGGAAGAAUCAUCAUGUCGUUGGCUCCUCGGGAUCGGCUGAGACACCAGAGGUUCCUUUGUCCGCUUCCGAAAAUGAUCCGUUUUCUGGGAUUCUGUCUCGCCUGGGCCACGGCGCAUAUGAAUCGGAUCACUGCAUUGUUCUGCUGGACCUGCGUAACGUAUGGCCCAGCCCAUUAUCGGUAUGGCUUCGAGUCAAUGAGCAUUCGGUUGAUCAAGCUCCCGAAUCUUCAACGGAUAACGGCACGGGUCAGUAUACUGUUGACGGGAACCUGCAACCGGGUCAGGUUUCGCGAUUUGUUCUCGUCCUACCCCGUGUCUACUUGGACAAUCCAUACGCCACCAUUCCACUCGUCAACACGGGCAAUCGCCGCCAAUUCGUUGUCAGUGCCAACAAACUCACUUUCGAAGCCGAAGGAGCUUCUCGCGAAGCCUUCUGGUUCCGCGAGGAGCUUCUCAAGCGAGUCAUUGGAGGCUGGUCGGAGUCUGCUACCGGCCGGAAGGGGUCCAUUGAUCUCCGCAACAUCCGCCUGAACACCCGUAUGGUGGAGGCCAUGCGUCUUGAAGACGUAGAAGUCGCCUUUUCUCUCUCUUCCCCCAAAUCCAAAGACAGCCCCUCGGCGGUGAAACAAGUCGGAAGGUCGAAGUUCCAGGCGCAAACCGACGACCUGCUCACCCUUCACGUCACCGUCCACAAUCGCUCCUCUCGUCCUAUUCACCCACUUCUCCGCCUCCAGCCAAGUCUUCGUCACCAACAGAAUAACAUCGCGCUAGAUCUCACGCGGCGUCUGGCAUGGACCGGUAUGCUUCAGCAAGCAUUGCCCAUUCUGCCAGCCCGAGGAUCGAUCCAAACCUCUAUCGGGCUAACCAUCCUUUGCCGCGGCGAGUACGAGCUAGGCGCUAGCAUUGAGGAAGCUCGGAUUUUGCGACACUCGGAUGAACAUGGUGAAGGAGAGGCUUCUGAUCCAGCUACGCAAUUUAUAGAGGAUGGUAUUGAGGAUACUUUUGGAGCGGGCGUGGUGAAGCGUCGACGCAUCUGGCAUGCGAAAGAGGGUUGUGUCAUUCUUGCCCAUGACUGA
Penicillium oxalicum is the source of this 4407-nucleotide messenger RNA. Its product is annotated as TRAPPII-specific subunit TRS120. The coding region runs from base 1 to 4407 and encodes 1468 amino acids. The transcript has 2 exons. Lineage: Eukaryota; Fungi; Ascomycota; Eurotiomycetes; Eurotiales; Aspergillaceae. Gene Ontology annotation, cellular component: trans-Golgi network. The record is from RefSeq and is a predicted model, not a curated record.